CUUGUGGUAAUCGCUGUAGUCUACUAGAAUAAAGCAGCCAUUUGAUUGGCCAAGCCGUCGAAAUCGUCAUUACUGUAUGUCCAAUGAUUUAUCUGACGUCUCUACGCUCCAGAUGCCCUAGACGAGUUCGUGACGUAAUACAGCUAUUCCCAUCUCUUUAUCCUCGUCCCCCGUGGGCUGUUCCGGAUGUAACGCUUCCCUCCCGCCUAAUCCUCUUAUCGACAAGCAGGCGGCCAAGAUGGAUGUUGUGAACCAGUUGGUGGCCACCGGGCAGUUCACCAUAAUCAAACAGCCUUUAGGAUUUAUGAAAAUCCUACAAUGGAUCUUUGCCAUCUUUGCUUUCUCGACAUGUGGCAGCUACUCUGGCAUGUUCAAGAUGAGUGUGGAGUGUAAAAACCGGUCAGAGAGUGACCUGGACAUUGAGGUGGAGUUUGAGUAUCCAUUCAGGCUACAUCAGGUGUACUUCGAUGCCCCAACCUGUAAGGGGGGAAACCCUGAGCGUCUGUUCCUGAUCGGAGACUACUCCUCCUCAGCUGGGUUCUUUGUCACCGUCGGGGUCUUCUCCUUCCUCUACUCCAUGGCAGCCCUGUCUGUGUACGUUUUCAUUCUGGAGAAAUACCGUGAAGGCUGCAAGGGAGCCCAGAUUGACUUCGUUGUGACCUGUGUGUUCACCUUCUUCUGGCUGGUGGCUUCUUCUGCCUGGGCUAAGGGUCUGUCGGAUGUGAAGGCAUCCACCGACCCAGACAAGGUCCUCUUACUGAUCGAGGCCUGCGACGAACCGGAGAACCGCUGUCGUGAAGUCCAUGACCCUGUCGUCUCUGGUCUCAACACAUCUGUGGCAUUUGGCUUCCUGAACCUGAUCCUGUGGGGAGGGAACCUGUGGUUCGUGUUCAAGGAGACUGGCUGGCUGGCAGCUUUCGGAGGCACAUACGCACCUUCCCAGGAGAAAGCGCCAGCCCCAGAGUCCUUCGGCCAGGACGGCUAUGGGCAGGAGGGCUAUGCACAGCAGGGGGAUGCAUAUACCGGCACCCAGGGAGGCUACCAGCCCGACUAUGGCCAGGGCGGAUACACCGAGGGAGGUGGAGACUAUCAGCAGGGGGGAUACGAACAGCAGCCCACCUCCUACGCCAAUCAGAUGUGAGCUGGUCCACCCUAUGGCAGCUGGAAGCUGGGGCCACCGUGUGAUUUAGGAGUGUGGUGCCUGACCACCACCCACAAUUCCACACUCCUCUGUUUGUCUGUUUGUGCAUCUGUGAGUUGACAAGAGGAGGGAGGGAGGCAGGGAGCGAGGAAGGUGGGCUCUUGGGAGGGGAAGUUAGCAACACCGUGUCCCUUGGGAGAGGGUUAUUUUGUUGAGGGGAAAAUGGAUCCUUACUGUAACAUGCUGUUUAUUCUCGUGAUGUAUUUAACUGUAGAAGACAACAGGGGAUUGACAGUUUGAUCACACAAGGACAAACUUGAAUACAAAACCAAAACAUGAACUUCAAUCUUCUAAAGGAAUAACACUUAAAUUAAAUGAAGGACAAUAAUGGUAGUAAUGUUUAACGUGGGACAAUGUAUUUGUCUGUGCUAUGUAAAUAUCAACAUAUUCAUAUAGAAAUAUAUGUACACAGUUGAAUAAUUGUGCCCUCCAUAUUAGUUGUUAUACAACAAAUGUAGAGAACAGAGUUAUUCAGUUGUAUUUACCUUAGUUCUGUUUAGGAGCUCACAUAGUUCAACCCUCGUCGUUUUUUUAUAUUUAUGUUUUGUGUUUAUUUUAUUUCUCCAUGUGUGUUUCUUUACAUUUUCAGUUUAUUCAGUUUCAGAAUAGAGUUAUAUAUUUUCUCAUUGUGCUUUUUUAUUUGUUCAACAUUACUGAGUGAGUUUAACGGGAUAGAGAAGAUGUGAUGGCAAAGGAUGAAGACUGUCAGCAUGUGUAAAAGAGGCGAAGUCAGGUGCAGGAGAGUAGCGUGAUGUAAACAGGCGCACUUUAUUAAAGUUCCAAAACGAGAGCACAACAUAAAUCAAAUGCGCUCAAAAACACGGAACAUGACAAAAGUAAAGCGCAUAAAAAGACACCACAGCAACAUGAAACAAUUACACACAAAACAUGAUGGUUAACAGAGGGUUAAAUACAAGUAGCUUAAUUGGGGAAAUGAAAAACAGGUGUGUAUGGAAACAAGACAAGACAAAUGGAUAAUAGAAAAAUGGAGCGGCGAUGGCUAGAAAGCCAGUGACGUCGAUCUCUGAACGCCGCCCGAACAAGAAGAGGAGCCGACUUCAGCGGAAGUCGUGACAAAAAAGAAAGCAAAAGGUAUGACGAAUUCAGAGAGAGUAGAGAAGAAAGAGAGGUGUUAGCAGUGAUUUAUGUAUUCAUUGUCUUUUAUAUUUUUCCACUGAAACAUUACUCAAGGAUUUAGCUGUGUUUGUUCCAGAGAAUCUCUUAAAAGCUGAAAUGCAAAAAGGAGAAAAUGCAUCUAGGAUAAUGAAAAAGUAGUUUGCAUGGUAAGAAUUGGUAUUCUGCUAAUACUAUGUUGUUCCUAAAAACUGCUGUAUGUACUAUGCUAUCAACACUCUUUUUUUAAAGAUGAUUUGAGGUUGUGAAGUCAACUGAUGUUAAAGGGAUCAUUAUUUUUAAUGUAGUUUAGAACUUUGCGCAGAACCUUGUCAUGUUUCGAUGGACUAUUUAUCUAGUCUAGAGAUGAGUCAUAACACAGAGUUAGUAAUCAUGUUUAUUCACAAUUUAUUUUGGUCAUCUGAUCAAAACGCAUCCAUAUAUUUACAUAGAACUAAAUCAGUAUGGCACAAUAUGUGUCAUUUUCAAGACCAUAUACAAGCCAUAGAAAAUAAGUAUUUUUUACAUAUUAAUAUAGCCAACUGAGUUGUCCUGAACUGUAUCUUGUUUCCAUGUAAAUAAAAUAACCUGCAUCCCCGGGGGGUGCAAGUGGCAAACAAGUGUUACAGGAAUAGUAUGUUUGGCUCAUUAUAAGGUCACAGCACAGUGCAGCUCUGCUAUAUUUUACACAAAGUACAGGGACUGCACAUGUUGCAAUGGUCACUCUUUUCAAGGUCAUGUAGAUAGGCUUACCUGCCAUACUGCCAAUCCUCUCUUUGGAUAGAAGAAAAACUGUAUUGCCAAAUGGAAACAGGACAGGGGUGUCUUGAUCGAUAGAUUUUGCUUCCACAGUUAUCACAAUUAAAUUGUUUUUCAUCCAUGUUAUUCCAUUAUGCAGUUUUGGAUCCAUACAUUUUUUAUCCGUUUUUUUUUUUUACCAGUCGGUGUGGAGGCACCUCACUUUCUCUCCCUUCUGUGUUUUUCUCUAUAUCGUUCCAUCUCUCUCUUUCUUUUUCUCUCUCUCUUGUAGGUCUUAUAAAUAUGCUCAAUGAAAUAUGUAUAGUCUGUCGUUAGUGGUGAAUGAUGUCUUGUGAUACACUCUACGCCUUUGGAUAGUUGUGUUUAUUGUUUAUGAUGUAUUCUUAUUACUAUUUAUGCUAAUGACUAUUACAAUUCAGAGAAAAAUAUCCAAGAUUCUCCAGAAUUCUAUUGUAUUCUUAUUUUAUGGAAUCCCUGUGAAACAAAAUCAAAUAAACUUGAAAUUAUUCUGUUGAA
Messenger RNA from Salmo salar (Atlantic salmon), 3589 nucleotides. RefSeq names its product synaptophysin. NCBI's taxonomy places the organism in Eukaryota, Metazoa, Chordata, Actinopteri, Salmoniformes, Salmonidae. The record is from RefSeq and is a predicted model, not a curated record. Gene Ontology annotation, cellular component: presynaptic active zone; synaptic vesicle membrane; synaptic vesicle.